Acomys russatus (golden spiny mouse) is the source of this 2535-nucleotide messenger RNA. It is a transcript of the gene Plod3, whose product is annotated as procollagen-lysine,2-oxoglutarate 5-dioxygenase 3. NCBI's taxonomy places the organism in Eukaryota, Metazoa, Chordata, Mammalia, Rodentia, Muridae. Bases 20 to 2245 code for a protein of 741 amino acids. Gene Ontology annotation, molecular function: iron ion binding; procollagen-lysine 5-dioxygenase activity; procollagen glucosyltransferase activity. Gene Ontology annotation, biological process: peptidyl-lysine hydroxylation. Gene Ontology annotation, cellular component: endoplasmic reticulum. The record is from RefSeq and is a predicted model, not a curated record. The transcript is spliced from 19 exons.
CCUGAGCGUGCUGCUAGCCAUGGCUGCGUCAGGCCCGGAAUCCCGGCUUUUGCUCCUGCUGCUCCUGCUGCAGCCGCCGCUGCCCCCUGUGACUUGUGCCUCUGAUCGAUCCCGGGGCGCCAACCCUGUCAACCCAGACAAAUUGUUGGUGAUCACUGUGGCUACGGCCGAGACUGAGGGAUACCGGCGUUUUCUGCAGUCUGCGGAGUUCUUUAACUACACUGUACGGACCCUGGGCCUGGGACAGGAGUGGCGAGGGGGUGAUGUCGCCCGAACAGUUGGUGGCGGGCAGAAGGUCAGGUGGCUCAAGAAAGAAAUGGAAAAGUACGCAAAUCAGGAAGACAUGCUAAUCAUGUUUGUAGACAGCUACGAUGUGAUUCUGGCGGGCAGCCCGACAGAACUGCUGAAGAAGUUUCUUCAGAGUGGCAGUCGUCUGCUGUUCUCUGCCGAGAGCUUCUGCUGGCCUGAGUGGGGGCUCGCAGAGCAGUACCCUGAGGUGGCCACGGGCAAGCGUUUCCUCAACUCCGGUGGAUUCAUCGGCUUUGCUCCCACCAUCCAUCAGCUUGUCCGCCAGUGGAAAUACAAAGAUGAUGAUGACGACCAAUUGUUCUACACUCGACUGUACCUGGACCCAGGGCUGCGGGAGAAACUCAAACUUAACCUGGACCAUAAAUCCCGGAUCUUCCAGAACCUCAAUGGAGCUUUAGAUGAAGUGGCCUUAAAAUUCGACCAGAAUCGUGUGCGCAUCCGAAAUGUGGCCUACGACACACUUCCCGUUGUGGUCCAUGGAAACGGUCCCACUAAGCUCCAACUCAACUACUUGGGGAACUACGUCCCCAAUGGUUGGACUCCUCAGGGAGGCUGUGGAUUCUGCAACCAGGACCGGAGGACACUCCCGGGGGGGCAGCCUCCCCCCCGGGUGCUUCUGGCCGUGUUUGUGGAGCAGCCCACCCCCUUCCUGCCUCGAUUCCUGCAGCGUCUGCUCCUCCUGGAUUACCCCCCAGACAGGAUCUCUCUUUUCCUUCACAACAGUGAGGUGUACCACGAGCCUCACAUUGCAGAUGCCUGGCCACAGCUUCAGGACCACUUCUCAGCUGUAAAACUAAUAGGACCAGAGGAGGCACUGAGCUCAGGGGAGGCCAGGGACAUGGCCAUGGACAACUGUCGGCAGAACCCGGAGUGUGAGUUCUACUUCAGCCUGGAUGCCGAUGCUGUCCUUACCAACCCGGAGACCUUGCGCAUCUUGAUCGAACAGAACAGGAAGGUGAUAGCUCCCAUGCUUUCCCGCCACGGCAAGCUCUGGUCCAACUUCUGGGGUGCCCUGAGCCCCGAUGAGUACUAUGCCCGCUCCGAAGACUAUGUGGAAUUGGUGCAGCGGAAGCGAGUGGGCUUGUGGAACGUACCCUACAUAUCCCAGGCAUAUGUGAUCCGAGGGGAGACCCUGAGGACCGAGCUGCCCCAGAAGGAAGUGUUCUCCAACAAUGGCAUUGACCCGGACAUGGCUUUCUGCAUGAGCUUCCGGGACAAGGGCAUCUUCCUCCACCUCAGCAAUCAGCACGAGUAUGGCCGGCUGCUGGCCACUUCUCACUACGACACAGACCACCUACACCCGGACCUCUGGCAGAUCUUUGACAACCCUGUGGACUGGAGAGAACAGUACAUUCAUGAGAACUACAGCCGGGCCCUGGAUGGGGAGGGGCUGGUGGAGCAGCCAUGCCCAGAUGUGUACUGGUUCCCACUGCUGACAGAGCAGAUGUGUGACGAGCUGGUGGAGGAAAUGGAACACUAUGGCCAGUGGUCCGGAGGCAAGCAUGAGGACACCAGGUUGGCUGGAGGGUACGAGAAUGUCCCCACUGUGGACAUCCACAUGAAGCAGGUGGGGUACGAGGACCAGUGGCUUCAGCUGCUGAGGACGUACGUGAGGCCCAUGACUGAGUACCUGUUCCCUGGCUACCACACCAAGACGCGGGCGGUGAUGAACUUCGUGGUCCGCUACCGGCCGGAUGAGCAGCCCUCGCUUCAGCCACACCAUGACUCGUCCACUUUCACAGUUAAUGUCGCCCUCAAUCACAAGGGCGUGGACUAUGAGGGAGGUGGCUGCCGCUUCCUGCGUUACAACUGCAGGGUCUCGUCCCCAAGGAAGGGCUGGGCUCUCCUGCACCCCGGCCGCCUCACACACUACCACGAGGGGCUGCCCACCACCCGGGGCACUAGAUACAUCAUGGUGUCCUUUGUUGAUCCCUGACACUCAACAACCAGUCCGCCAAACCUUCUCUGCCACUGUGCCUUGUUGGGUGACCUGGGUCACCAUUCUUGGAGAAAGAGCGGCCCCUGGCCUUCCCAUUCCCCGAGUGUGUCUGUGGGCCCGGGAUGGAACGUGCUGCUGGCCCCCACAGCCCUCUCAGGAGGUCCCUGGAAUCUUCCACCUUCCCACUGACCCCAUGGACUCAGGGGGAGUGGACUUCAGAGGGCUCCCUGCCUGAUAAAUUAUUAAGCUUCCUCUGCCUCACUUUCAAUAAAAGGGUGUUUGUAACU